This is a messenger RNA of Hirundo rustica (Barn swallow), 1087 nucleotides long. It is a transcript of the gene NFKBIB, whose product is annotated as NFKB inhibitor beta. Gene Ontology annotation, molecular function: protein binding. The coding region runs from base 1 to 906 and encodes 301 amino acids. Gene Ontology annotation, cellular component: cytosol. The transcript has 6 exons. Gene Ontology annotation, biological process: signal transduction; cellular response to lipopolysaccharide. Lineage: Eukaryota; Metazoa; Chordata; Aves; Passeriformes; Hirundinidae. The record is from RefSeq and is a predicted model, not a curated record.
AUGGCGGCCGCGGCCCCCGCGGCCCCCGCGGCCCCGGCGGCCCCCGGCGACGCAAAGCGGCCCGACGGCGACGAGUGGUGCGACAGCGGGCUGGGCUCGCUGGGCGACGGGCCGCUGGGGCCGCCGCUGACCGCCAGCCCCGGAGCGGAGUCCCCCGAGCCUCUGGCCGACCCCGCGGCCUGGCUGCGGCACGUCCUGAGCUUCGUCACCGAGGACGGCGACACGGCCCUUCACCUGGCCGUGAUCCACGAGCACGAGGAAUUCCUGGAGACCAUCCUGCGACACACGGAGCGCUCGCCCUACCUCGACCUGCAGAACGACCUGGGGCAGAGCGCGCUGCACAUCGCCGUGGUGCUGGGGCUGGCCGGGGCCGUGCGGCGGCUGCGGGCGGCGGGCGCGGGCGUAGCCGUGCGGGAGCGGGGCGGUCACACCCCCCUGCACCUCGCCUGUCGCGAGGGUCACCCCGCCUGCGCCCGCGCCCUGCUGGGGGGGCCCCCCGACCCCCGGGACCCCCGGAAGGAGGAGGAGGAGCGGCGGGCGCAGCUGGACAGCGUCAACUACGACGGUUACACCCCGCUGCACGUGGCCGUCCUGCGCCAGGACCCAGAGCUGGUGCAGCUCCUGCUCCAUGCCGGCGCCGACCCCGACUGGCCGGAGCCAAGCUGUGGCCGCAGCCCCCUGCACUUGGCUGUGGAGGCCCAGAGCCCCGAGGUGGCCGAGUGCCUCCUGCGGGCCGGGGCACAGCCAGACCCCCGCACCUUCUCGGGGUUCACCCCCCUGUACAGCGCCCGGCGCCGCCCCGACCCCCGCCUGCCCGCGCUCCUGCGCCGCUUCGGGGCCCACGACCCCCCCCAGCAGCGACAGCAGCGACAGCAGCGACAGCAGCGACAGCGAGGGCAGGGCUGAGGACAGUGAGGACGAGUAUGAUGACAUCAUCAUCAACAGCAGCCGCUGCCCUGCCUGAGGGUCCCCCUACCCGCCCCAGCCGGGGGGACCCCCUGAAGAUGUCCCCCCACCCCCCAAAAUCCCAGGAGAGCCCCAGGGGCUGCAGGGGGCGCUGGGAAAUAAAGUGGAGGCUGCACUCAGA